CUUGAUCUAUCCCUUUUCUACAUUUAUUAUUAUUAUUAUUAUUGCAAAAACAAAGGCACAGACUUUUGCCCUUUUUCUCUUCAAGGGCGAAAUAUUGGGCAUCCAAUACAAUCUCGAAAGCCUCUGAUUCUAGAUUGGUGAUUGUGUGAAUUGGUUGUGGAAUGCAUUAGUUGUGUUGGUAAAUUAGGAAAAAAAUUGUAUUAUGACGUGAGCUAUGGUGAGUCCUACAUGGAAGAAGCUGGUGUGUUGGAGGCCGUUUGCGGAGAAGGAAGGAGAGAACAGUAGCAAUGGAGGCGGCGGCUCCAGCGGCCUUGCUGACAGCUUGUGGUGGCACAAGGAUUUCGGGUACCAUCACUACGGCGAAUUCUCUAUGGCUGUUAUUCAAGCUAAUGUUAUUCUAGAAGAUCAAAGCCAGCUUGAGUCUGGCCCAAUGAGUUCCACUGAGUCAGGCCCUUAUGGUACAUUCGUUGGAGUUUAUGACGGCCAUGGUGGUCCUGAAACUGCACGCUUUAUAAGAGAUCGUCUAUUUCAAAAUUUGAAAAAAUUCACAGCAGAAAAUGGAGAUAUGUCAGCUGAUGUUAUAAAAAAUGCUUUUAUCGCUACAGAGGAGGAAUUUCUUUCUUUGGUUAGGAAGCAAUGGGACAUUAUGCCCAAAAUGGCGUCUGUGGGGUCCUGUUGUUUGGUGGGCAUCAUAUGUGGAGGACGACUGUACAUUGCAAAUGCAGGAGAUUCUAGGGCGGUCUUGGGGCGAUUGUCUAAGGCUGAACGAGAAGUCAAAGCCAUUCAAUUAUCAACUGAACAUAAUGCAAAUUUGGCAUCUGUUCGUGAUGAAUUACAUACGUUGCAUCCAGACGAUCCCGGCAUUGUUGUCUUGAAGCAUAAUGUUUGGCGUGUCAAGGGCAUCAUUCAGGUGUCAAGAUCAAUUGGUGAUGCAUACUUGAAGAAAUCAGAGUUCAAUAAACCACCUUUGCUGCCAAAAUUCAGGCUGCCGGAACCAUUUGAGAAACCGUUGCUUUUGGCUGAACCGUCAAUCCUCAUUCAGGAACUUCUCCCUCAUGAUGAAUUUAUCAUAUUUGCUUCUGAUGGGCUAUGGGAACACCUUAGCAAUCAAGAAGCAGUCGACAUUGUCAACUCCUCGCCACGAAAUGGAAUCGCAAGAAAACUAGUAAAAGCCGCGUUGCAGGAAGCAGCAAAGAAAAGGGAAAUGAGAUAUUCGGACUUGAAGAGAAUUGACCGUGGAGUGAGGAGGCAUUUCCAUGACGACAUCACUGUUAUAGUUCUCUUUCUAGACUCCAAUUUAAUCAGCAGCAGCAGCUCCCAUAGAGGGCCAAUUCUCUCAGUGAAAGCUAAUGGAAGUAACACCUAGCACAGCCUUGGCUUCUCAAGAAGACACGAAACUUGAGGUCGACCUCUGCGUGCCUAACUUGGAUUGAGCAGAAAAGGGGAAGAAGAUAUGCAAAGGGUGUGCAAUUUGGUCAGUUGGCCUUUCUCUCUCCUCAAACUUGAUAUAAAUGUUGAUGAUUAUGCCAGGAAGAUGCAUAGGGAAGAAGAGAUCAGUCACUGUCAAGAAUAUUUUAGCUGACUGGCAUAUGAAACAGAUGAAAUCGGAUAUAAUUUUUUUUGUAAUAAUUAAAGUUUAAUCAUCAUACAGAUUUUCUGCUUCUUUUGAUCUAUCUUCUUUCUGUUGACAUGUAAAAAAUUCAGUUUUGGUUUAAAGAAAACAGAUUCCAUCA
Molecule: messenger RNA, 1733 nt
Organism: Salvia hispanica
Lineage: Eukaryota; Viridiplantae; Streptophyta; Magnoliopsida; Lamiales; Lamiaceae
Product: putative protein phosphatase 2C 38
Biological process (GO): protein dephosphorylation
Molecular function (GO): protein serine/threonine phosphatase activity; cation binding
Source: RefSeq, a predicted model, not a curated record